This is a messenger RNA of Vigna umbellata (rice bean), 1921 nucleotides long. Its product is annotated as protein JINGUBANG-like. The record is from RefSeq and is a predicted model, not a curated record. Gene Ontology annotation, molecular function: protein binding. NCBI's taxonomy places the organism in Eukaryota, Viridiplantae, Streptophyta, Magnoliopsida, Fabales, Fabaceae.
UAAAAUUCCAUAUAUGAAGUUUUGAACAUUCUCUCUCUUGUCUGGGUGGCACCACCAAAGCAUUCUUCACACUCUUUAACCUCUCCUUCGCUCUCUCACUUUCUCUUCCCAACCAAGAAUCAAUCAAAGUCUUCGUCCAAAAUUUAGUUUCCUCUUUCCUCUCUCCAUUUUCCUGUAGCAGUUCAAUUUCUUUUAUCUGCUCCACGGUGAAUGAAAUUACAAUACACACGUUAAAGAAGGAGAGAGGAUUGUCAUUUAUAAAUUAAUUAAUUAAUUAAUUAGAUAAUUAAUUCAUAUAGGGUUAUGUUUGGUGAAAGCUUUCCCCGAUCACAGUACAUGCAAUCGGAGCCCAGAAUGUCCAACACGGAGGCUUUAACCGACGACGAGUACACAAUGCGGACUAGCAGUUCAGCGUCGCCGAUGAGUCCUUAUUUCUACGACCAGGGUAGGCUCAGCGGCGAGGGUUCUCCCAUGAUGAUGUCGCCGUGGAACCAGACCGCCAGUUCGCCGUUUCAGAAGGUGCAGUGGUUUCCGGAUGAUGACGGCGGGAGCUUGCCUCAGAACGCUCUCGUAGGUUCUCUUGUCCGAGAGGAGGGACACAUAUACUCGCUGGCGGCUACCGGCGACCUCUUGUACACGGGGUCCGACAGCAAGAACAUUCGCGUGUGGAAGAACCUGCAGGAGUAUUCUGGGUUCAAAUCCAACAGCGGAUUGGUCAAAACCAUAAUUCUGUCGGGACAGAAAAUCUUCACGGGGCACCAGGACGGCAAAAUCCGCGUCUGGAAGGUGUCGCCGAAGAACCCGAGCGUGCACAAACGCGCCGGCACGUUGCCCACGCUUAAAGACAUCUUCAAGAGCUCCAUUAAACCCAGCAACUACGUCGAGGUUCGGCGACACAAAACGGCGUUGUGGAUAAAACAUUCGGACGCCGUUUCGUGUUUGAGUCUCUCCGAUAACAAGUUGUAUCUAUACUCUGCGUCGUGGGACAGAACGAUCAAGGUGUGGAGGAUCGCCGACUCCAAAUGCCUCGAGUCCAUCCACGCGCACGACGACGCCGUCAACGCGGUGGUGUGCGGCGAAGACGGGAUGAUGUUUUCCGGGUCGGCGGACGGCACGGUGAAGGUGUGGCGGCGGGAGCCGCGGGGGAAGGGGUUGAAGCACACUGCGGUGAAAACGCUGCUGAAGCAGGAGUGCGCGGUGACGGCGCUGGCGGUGGACACGGAUGCUUCGAUGGUUUACUGCGGCGCCUCCGAUGGGCUGGUGAACUUCUGGGAGGGCGAGAAGGGUUACACGCACGGCGGCGUCCUGAAGGGCCACAAGCUCGCCGUGCUGUGCCUCACCGCCGCGGGGACGUUAGUGUUCAGCGGGUCCGCAGAUAAGACCAUAUGCGUGUGGAGAAGAGAAGGUGUGAUUCACACGUGCGUGUCUGUUCUCACUGGUCACGACGGUCCCGUGAAGUGCCUGGCCGUGGAUGAGGACCGCGAAGCCGCCGGCAGCAGAGACCGGCGCUGGGUUUUGUACAGUGGCAGUUUGGACAAAUCGGUUAAGGUUUGGAGCGUGUCGGAAUCGAUGAACAAUUAUCAGGCGCAGCAUCAGCGCAUGAUAUCUGAUGCGGAGUCGCUGCCGUCCAUCUCCGACAGUAGCCUCUCUUCGGGCUGGGCCAGUGGGAGAAACUGAUGGGCCAGGCCCGUCUGGGCUUCGGUUUUUUUAUGGCCACGUGUUUUGAUUGGAUGAUUGUGCCUUUUUUUUUUCUUGCUCUUGGUCUCGUAUUUUUUGCUCGUUGACUUUGAUUGAUUGAUUCUACGAGAUUGGGAGUGUGGCUUGGUCGAAGAUCUGUAUUAUUAAUUAACAUGUAUUAAUGUAAUGUAAUCUGUGUAAGAAUGAAUGGUUGAGGUAGUUCAAACAAACUUCUUUACUGCUA